Messenger RNA from Scaptodrosophila lebanonensis, 1976 nucleotides. Its product is annotated as carcinine transporter. Lineage: Eukaryota; Metazoa; Arthropoda; Insecta; Diptera; Drosophilidae. The record is from RefSeq and is a predicted model, not a curated record. Gene Ontology annotation, biological process: transmembrane transport. The transcript has 3 exons. Gene Ontology annotation, cellular component: membrane. Gene Ontology annotation, molecular function: transmembrane transporter activity. The coding region runs from base 33 to 1976 and encodes 647 amino acids.
AAAAAAAACAUGAGGUCAAAUAUGGUGACUUGAUGACCACUAGUGGGGCCGCCCUAGCACCUCUGCCUGCACACGUACGGGAAUCGUUGCAACACUCCUUUGCCGACAUCUCACAGUUCCUCGAUUUUGACGAUCUGUUGCCACUUAUCGGUGAAUUUGGCGCCUAUCAGAAGCUUCUAUUCCUGCUAAUGAUACCAUUCUGUUUUAUUGCUGCAUUCAUUUAUUUGGGUCAGAUAUUUAUGACGUUGCCGCCCAAGAAUCAUUACUGCCACGUAUUUGAGCUGCAUACGAUAAAGACGGAGGAGGAACGGAAGGCUCUCUCCAUACCCAAAGAAGCCGACGGAAGCUAUAGCCAAUGCAAGGUGUACGAUGCUAACUGGACGCAUAUACGUUCGGAUGUAAAUCGUCCCAACAAGGCCAACACUUCCUGGCCAGUAAUACCCUGUCCGGGUAAAUAUGUUUAUAACAUAGAAGAGGAGCCAUUCUUCACAGCCACCAUGCAGUUUCAUUGGGUCUGUGAGAAUCGAAUCUAUGCUACAUAUUCGCAAAUGGCCUUCUUUCUGGGCUGUGUUGUGGGCAGCUUAUGGUUUGGCUGGUUUGGAGAUCGUUGCGGGCGUCUGGCGGCUGUGGUUAGCAGCUGCGCCAUUGCCAUUGUCGGUAGCUUUAUCACCUCAUUGUCCAAUGAAUUUAGCUCAUUUGCAACGGCACGUUUCAUAGUUGGCCUAUCGUUUGAUACUUGCUUCACCAUGAUUUACAUAUUGGUGCUUGAGUAUGUUGGACCCAAAUAUCGAACGUUUGUGGCCAACAUGUCCUUGGCCUUGUUUUAUUCACCCUUCACCUGUGCAAUGCCUUGGCUUGCCCUGCUCUGUGGACAUUGGAAAAGGUUUUCGUUACUUAUGUCGUUUCCCAUUAUAUUGGCACUGUUCUCGUACUGCAUUUUACCAGAAUCUGCACGCUGGUUGGUGUCUGUGGGCCAGGCAGAAGAGGCCAUCAAGAUCUUGAGACGUGUGGCCCAAGUGAAUAAAAAGACUGUACAGCCUUCGGUUUUUGACCAUUUUCGCAAUAGCUGCAGGGUUUUCUACAAAGAGGAGAUUGAUGGCCGAAACUUUACGGUGUUCUCGACUUUCAGGCGGCAUCGGCUUUGUCGGCACAUGCUGCUGAUGAGUCUCAUUUGGAUGGCGAUGUCACUGCUCUAUGAUGGACAUGUGCGGGCGGGUAGUGUAUUGGACAAUAAUGUCCUUAUUAUCUUCACAAUAGCCUGCGCCACAGAGAUACCCGGAAAUUUGCUGCUCAUUCUUACUCUGGAUCGCGUGGGGCGUCGCUGGUCCUCCUUUAUAUCAACCAUAUGCUCGGGCAUAUUUAGUCUGAUAGCUGCCAAGCUAAGUAGCGCCUCGAGUAUGAUUGUGGCUGCUAUAGUUGGGCGCUUUUUUGCCAACAUCAGCUACAACAUUGGCCUACAGUGGGCCGCUGAGGUGCUGCCUACGGUGGUGAGAGCUCAAGGUGUCGCCUUUAUACACACUCUUGGUUUUAUGGCUAUGAUGACGUCACCGCCCAUCAUUUAUUUAUCGCAAGUCUCAAUGUCGUUGAUGCUUAGCAUACUGGGCUGCGUGGGCAUUGUGGCCGGAAUCCUCACUCUGCUGCUUCCCGAGACGCUGUAUCAGGACUUGCCACAAACUCUUAGCGAUGGCGCUGAUUUUGGCAAGGAGCAGAGAAUCUGGCACGUGCCCUGCUGUGGGCCGGGCUCGCACCGCCACCGCCGACCGAGACGCAUCUGGCACACCGGCUCAUCGCUGCGUACGUUGUCGCGGGAUGAGUACCGAUCGAAGAAGCUGCAUCGUAAUGCCAUACGGAUACGGGCUUCGAGAGCAUCUGCGUCUAAUCGCACCUCCAUUCCUGUACGUACGGACGAAUCGAUCGAAGAUGAAAUCGAGGAGGUUCACCAAUCAUAUAAAUACGAUAACCAUUCUAAAAUAUGA